CAUUCAUUUCAACACCAAAAAUAAUGGCAAUUCUUUCAGACUACACAGAAGGAGAUAAUCAAGCACAACAGUUAAAGCCUGUAGAAAAUACACAGGAAAAAGAAGAUGAAAAUCAAGAAAAAACUCAGAAAGAAUUAGACACUUCUUCUUGUUCUUUAGCUCCAAAAGAAGAAGAAGACGAAAACAAGAAAUUAAAGCCAAAUAAAUUUAAUGGGCUUGAUGUGGAGAAUUAUACAUGGGGACAAACUCUUCAAGAUGUUACUAUUAAUGUUUUUGUACCACCUGGUACAAAAUCAAGAUUCUUAGCUGUGGAUAUCAAGAACAAUUUCAUCAAAGUUGGUCUCAAGAAUCAACCACCAAUCGUUGAAGGUGAACUUCUGGAGCCUGUGAAAGCUGAUGAAUGUUUUUGGAGUUUAGAAGAUCAAAAACAAGUGACAAUUCUUAUGACAAAAAGAAAUCAAUCUGAUUGGUGGAAGAGUUUAUUCAAAGGUGGACCUGAAAUUGACACACAAAAAGCUGAGCCUGAGCCAAGUAGGCUAUCAGAAUUAGAUUUGGAGACAAGAUCAGCAGUGGAAAAAAUGAUGUUUGAUCAAAAACAAAAGACAUUGGGUAAACCAACUAGUGAUGAGAUUCAAAAUCAAGAUAUGGUUAAGAAAAUUAUGGAAGAAAAUCCUGAGAUUGCUAAGCAUUUUGCUAAUUCACCUGCUAAUGCCAAUGGUAAAGGAGGGAUGCCUAAUGUUAGGAUGAUGCCAAGUGGCGGCAUGCUCGGGAUGUGUUAAUUUUGCACGUGAACUUGAUGAGUCGAUCCACUUAUACGUCUUGCUUUACUGUUGUAUCGGGAGUUAGUCACGUAUUGUGUGACGUAAUCGAUUUGUUUCCGAUCUUUAGUUAAUCUUUUUCACGAUUCAAAAUAGAUAAUUUGAUGAGUGAGUUAUGUUUUUCCGAGUUUUAGUCGAUUUGCUUCUUUUCAGGCUCAUGGAAUUUGAAAUAUAUGUUCUCAACUGUUUAAACUCAA
Nicotiana tabacum (common tobacco) is the source of this 1015-nucleotide messenger RNA. RefSeq names its product protein BOBBER 1-like. Gene Ontology annotation, biological process: protein folding. Gene Ontology annotation, cellular component: cytoplasm. The record is from RefSeq and is a predicted model, not a curated record. Lineage: Eukaryota; Viridiplantae; Streptophyta; Magnoliopsida; Solanales; Solanaceae.